Messenger RNA from Protomyces lactucae-debilis, 1467 nucleotides. Its product is annotated as glycoside hydrolase superfamily. The record is from RefSeq and is a predicted model, not a curated record. Gene Ontology annotation, cellular component: cell surface; extracellular region. The coding region runs from base 1 to 1467 and encodes 488 amino acids. Gene Ontology annotation, biological process: glucan catabolic process. NCBI's taxonomy places the organism in Eukaryota, Fungi, Ascomycota, Taphrinomycetes, Taphrinales, Protomycetaceae. Gene Ontology annotation, molecular function: glucan endo-1,6-beta-glucosidase activity. The transcript has a single exon.
AUGCGCAGCGGCGGCGACCUCACACGUCAAGAGCUCUUCCGUUACAGAAAACAUAUUGGUGUCAACGUCGGCGCGUGGUUCGUUGGCGAACGCUGGAUCUCGGACGAACUCUUUGGAGCCUGCCCUGGUGCAGGUCCCGGACAGCGCAGCGAGCUGGCUUCUGUAUCUGCCCACGUCAAACGUUAUGGUUUCGAAGCGACACGUCUCCGGUGGGAGAAACAUUGGGACAGCUUCAUGGAUGCCCCCAUGGAAAUCCAGGAGAUGAAGGCUGCCGGCAUCAACGCUGUGCGUUUGCCCAUCGGCUGGUUCUCGCUCUCACGCCAGGAAUUGCUUCGCUCUACUUCCUUUGAGCGAUAUGGAGCUGUGUACGCCAACUGCUGGAGCCGUAUUCUCACCUUCAUCCAGCAAUGCUCCGAUGAAGGCGUCGGCGUUUUGGUCGACAUGCACUGUCUUCCCGGUGGAGCCAAUGCUGACGCACACUCUGGCACAGAUUCAAGCGAGGCAGGCCUCUUCUCGGAUGUGAAUGCUAGGCGCCAAGCACUCGAGUCCAUCAAGUUUGUUAUUCGUGAACUUGCUACGCGCACCAAUGUCAUCGGUAUCGAGGUGGCCAACGAGCCCACCUGGGGACAUUCCGACUGGCUCAAACCUUUCUACAUGGAGUGCCUUGCCUACGCCAAGAAUCUUGGCAACGGUGUCCCUCUCUAUAUUGGCGACUGCUGGAGCCCGCUUGAGUGGGCCACUUGGGCCGGUAAGUUGCCUUCAGACCUGUUCUGCGUGGUCGACCACCACUACUAUUACUGCUUUGACGACAAACGCAAGUCUCGCUCGCCACAGCAAAUCAUCGAAAGCAUUCAGAACUCGACAGAGCUGGAGCAAUGCAGUAUCGCUGCGCACGGCCAGGUCAUUGUGGGCGAGUUCUCCCUCACCCUGGAUGAGAGCUCCCUCAAGCAGGUCAAGAAGGCUGAUCGCCCUGCAUGGGAACGCGCCUUUGGCAACGCUCAGCUGCAGCAGUUCUUGCACCAUUCUGCGGGUGCUUUCUUCUGGACGUGGAAGUUCCAGGUGCGCAACGGUACCAACAACUGGGACCUUCGCGAUGUCUUGCAGAACGACUACCUGCCUUGCCCUGUUGCGCCGCAACUUGAUGCAUCUGCAACAAUCUGCGCAGCUGUUCAGCAGCGCAACAAGCUCAAGGCCGCAAAGACGCGUGAGCACACCGCUUUUUGGAGCACCCACGGCGAUGCAGAGCAAUACGAGCACUGGCGCUACGAACUCGGCUGGGACCGAGGUUACGCUGACUGCCUGCAGUUCGCAAGCGAAGGUGAUGGUCUUGUGUGCGCGUUCCAAGAACGUCUGGUCAUGCUUCGGCAGCGUGCACACAACCGCAAGCGCGGUGUCUCGGACUUCUCUUGGGAGUUUGAGCAUGGCUAUCGCGCUGCUUGGGCAUGUUUCCCUUACCACUUCAAAUGA